UGGUUGGGAGGGCACAAACAGGGGAAAGUAAUACAUCCUGCUUUCUAGAGUUCCUGCCUAUCCGAAUAUCUGAUCUGGAACUGUGGUAUAUGGAAAGGAGUAGCUGUCAUAACGGAGUUGAUUAAUAUAAGGUGAUUAUUUGAACAGCGUGUGUCCUAGUAAAGCAGCAGUUCGAAGAGCAGCAUGGAUAAGUUGCGAAGAGUCCUGAGCGGCCAUGAGGAUGAAGAGCAGGGGCUGACCACUCAGGUUUUGGAUUCUUCAUCCCUAAGUUUUGGCACACGAGUAAAGUGGUUUGCAAUAUGCUUUGUUUGCGGAAUAGCAUGCUCUAUUCUUGGCACUGCAUUUCUCUUUAUACCGGCAGCUGGUAAAAAACUUUUUGCAGUAUUCUACACUCUAGGAAAUGUUGCUGCUCUUGCUAGCACUUGUUUUCUUAUGGGACCAGUAAAGCAACUGAAAAAGAUGUUUGCACCAACAAGACUGAUCGCCACUUUAGUCAUGCUGCUUUGUCUUAUCUGUACAUUGUGUGCUGUAUUUUGGUGGCAGAAGAAUGGCCUGGCAAUCAUAUUUUGUAUUUUACAGUUCAUUGCAAUGACAUGGUAUAGCCUUUCAUAUAUACCCUUUGCAAGGGACGCUGUUAUAAAAUGUUUUACGGGCUGCCUGAAUUAGGUAGAGACCAAGAUCAUUUCUGCAAAAAUUCAGGGACUGAUCAUUCUGUUGUUGAUAUCUGGUGAAUUUACUUUUUUUUUUUUUUUUGCGCAUUAAAUGACAAAAAUGUUACUAAAUAUUUGUAUUGUACAUAAGCUUAACAGUUUUGUACCUGCACCAUUGUAUUUUCCUAAUCAGAGCUUCUUAAAGGUCAACAAGAAUGAUUUUUAUUAUUUUUUAUAAGAAAUGAGUACAUAUUUAAUAUGUGCAGUAAUUAAGGUAUUUGCACUGUAACACAGGAAUUUUUUUUUUUUUAACAAACGCCAUCACUCCGCGAAUAUAAAUCUUAUAUUUGUUCUUCUUUGCCAUGUAAAUAUAUAUAUAAUCUAAAAUAUA
Messenger RNA from Xenopus tropicalis (tropical clawed frog), 1041 nucleotides. It is a transcript of the gene sft2d1, whose product is annotated as SFT2 domain containing 1. The record is from RefSeq and is marked provisional. Gene Ontology annotation, cellular component: membrane; cytoplasm; endomembrane system. Gene Ontology annotation, biological process: vesicle-mediated transport. NCBI's taxonomy places the organism in Eukaryota, Metazoa, Chordata, Amphibia, Anura, Pipidae.